AUGGUAAACGACUUUCCACAUGGCGGAGCUCCUCCGGGGAUGGAGAUGGAUCCCGAGUUUGAGACCUUGCCGCUCAGUAUUCGACCAUUCGACCCGGCGACGUACCAUCCCGAGAUUGUAAAAUAUCUUGCUAGCAGAGUAGAUGUAAACGCAAUAAAUGCAAAUGGGCUCACGGCAUUGGACAUUCUAAGUCAGAGCCGAAAAGGGGUGGAGGAUUGGGAGAUUGGAAACUCUCUCCAAGAAGCCGGAGGAUUAAAAGCUGCAGAUAUUCCCUUGUCUGGUAAUGGAAAUAGAUCUGCAAGGCCAAGCAAUAUGCUCUCCAUUGUACAUGACCAAAGCAGGACACCAUUGGCCGCACAAACAAGUAAUAAGUUGCGUAGUCAGACAGCUGCUGCAACAUUGCCUUCAAAUGGAAGUAAUAAUCCACAAAUCCCGUCAUUUCUGCGUCAUGACACUACAAGAUCAUCUGCCCAAGGGUACAAAUCAAAGCACAAGCUCAAUGACCAGGGUCAGUGGUUGGCAAAGAAAAGGGAUGCAUUAAUGGUGGUCGCAUCACUUCUUGCAACAAUGGCUUUUCAAGCAGGGGUGAAUCCCCCCGGUGGUGUUUGGCAAGAUGAUUCCCAAGGCCAAGGCCAGCCAGAACAAUCUCAACACAGAGCGGGAGAAGCUGUGAUUGCGUAUCAUUAUGAAGAUUCAUAUAAAUAUUACCUUCGUGCCAACACCAUAGGUUUUGUUGCGUCGCUGAGCACAAUCUUGUUUCUUAUAAGCGGGUUGCCCUUCAAGCGCAAGACGUUUAUGUGGAUUUUGAUGGUGAUCAUGUGGUUGUCAAUUACAUCCAUGGCAUUUUCUUAUGGAUAUUCUAUAGUUGCGGUCACUCCUAUAAAGGACAGGGAUGCACUCCGACGCACAAUGUUGGUUGCAAUUCCAGUGUGGUGUGGAGUUAUGGGGCUCCUGUUCCUUGGCCACACUCUUCGCUUGACAGAGAAGUGGUUGAAGAAAAAGGGGAAAUCUAUGUGGGAACCAGUUAGAAAUUUCUUUAGGAACCAAUCCAAUCCCAAAGCCAUUGAAGUUGUUUAA
Messenger RNA from Camellia sinensis, 1077 nucleotides. Lineage: Eukaryota; Viridiplantae; Streptophyta; Magnoliopsida; Ericales; Theaceae. The record is from RefSeq and is a predicted model, not a curated record.